This is a messenger RNA of Schizophyllum commune H4-8, 1381 nucleotides long. Its product is annotated as GroES-like protein. The transcript is spliced from 6 exons. The coding region runs from base 274 to 1356 and encodes 360 amino acids. Gene Ontology annotation, molecular function: oxidoreductase activity, acting on NAD(P)H. Lineage: Eukaryota; Fungi; Basidiomycota; Agaricomycetes; Agaricales; Schizophyllaceae. The record is from RefSeq and is a predicted model, not a curated record.
AAGCGAGGCGAUUACCAACUCGUGUCGUAGAGUCGAGCUCUGUAUGUCAGAGAUGAGAACAUCCAGGAUGCGUACUCUCAACGAAUGUUGCGGCGAUGGAACUUUGACUGACAAUGAACCGUCUCUCGACAGGUUCGAGAGGUGUCUUGCGUGCUUCAAGAUGUACGGCUGGUGGUGCCGCUGAAUAUAUAACAGACGAGCAAUCCUCAUAUUUCCCCAUCUCCCAGUCCUCUACAGACUCCCAAACAGCACUUCGCUACUUCUUCUAACAUCAUGUCCUCCCUCCCCGUCUACCAAAUUUCCUACCUUACCAGCGCCUCCGUGACCAUCCGCACCAAGCUCCCCAUCCCCACUCCCGGCCCCGGCGAAGUCCUCAUCGCCAACGCCGCCGUCGCGGCGAACCCCAAAGACUGGAAGGUCCCGCACUGGAGCUACGCGCCGGACGAGGCGUACGUCGAGGGCAGCGAUGUCGCGGGCACCGUCGCCGCCGUGGGCGAGGGCGUGACGGAGUUCGCUAUCGGCCAGCGCGUCGCGGCGUUCCCGAAGAUGCUGGCGCUCGAGAAUAAGUGGGGCGCGUACCAAGAGUAUACGGUCGCGCCCGAGGCGACGACAUUCCCCAUCCCGGACAAGACGUCGUUCGAGGAAGCGUCGACCAUCCCGCUCGCUGGUAUGACUGGGGCGCUGGGUCUGUUCGUCAUGCUGGGGAUUCCCGCUCCGGGCAGCGCUGACGUUGCCUCCAACGAGGGCAAAGCGCUCGUCCUCAACGGCGCAUCAACCUCCGUUGGCGCGUUCACUGUCCAGCUCGCCAAGCGCGCCGGCUUGUACGUCGUCGGCAUCGCCGGUGCCUCCAAAGCCCUUGCCCUCGAGCUCGGCGCCGAUAUUGUCGUCGACUACCGCGAACGCAAGGACGAAGCCAGCCUGGUCCGCGCCAUCGUCGCUGCCACUGGCGGCCGCCCGACACCCUGGGCCUACGACGCUAUCAGCGAGGGCGGCUCCGCGCUCAUGCUCGCCCGCGCACUCGCCGAGCUCAACAAGGAGAACCCGGCCAAAGUCACCGUCCUCAUGCCGACACCCGAGGCGGAGAAGACACAGUUCCCCGCGACCGUCACGGACGUGCUGACAUACGUGGGUACCUCAUACACGGAGGACGAGAGCUUCGCCGCGCCUUUCUACCGCCAGAUCUCGAGAUGGCUGGCAGACGAGAAGGAGCCCUUCAUUCCCAAUCGCGUCAGGAUCAUGCCCAACGGGCUCGACGAUGUGGCGGAAGGCCUUGCGCUCCUCUUGGAUAAGAAGGUCCACGGCGAGAAGCUCGUGUAUCGUAUCAAGGACACAAAGAGCCUGAAGCCCAAAGCAUAGCUUUCUUAUCAGUAUUCACUCAUAG